Molecule: messenger RNA, 4335 nt
Organism: Diachasmimorpha longicaudata
Lineage: Eukaryota; Metazoa; Arthropoda; Insecta; Hymenoptera; Braconidae
Gene: Atg16
Product: autophagy-related protein 16-1
Exons: 13
Coding region: 1167-2879 (570 amino acids)
Biological process (GO): autophagosome assembly
Cellular component (GO): autophagosome membrane
Molecular function (GO): protein binding
Source: RefSeq, a predicted model, not a curated record
UCUUGAUUGCGGAGACAACUAGCGGGUAGUGGUGGGGUGAAGCUCCCCGCAGUUUCCCCUUAAGACCGCAAGGGGCUGGUCCCGCUGGUCAUUCGGACAAUGGCUGUAUUGAGAGAAGCAUUGAUUCCGCCAAAGAUCUAUUUAUUCCGGUCGAAAAUAUCGAGAUAAGUUUUUUUAUAUCCAUAUACCAGACUACAAGACUUAUGAUGUGCAAAAAAUUACUCCUCGACUCUAAAAAAUAUCUCUCCACCCGUUUUAUCGUAAGUCCUUUCCAAAAUAUUUGUCUCUACGAAAUGAUGCCGCCAUAAAUGUAUCACCUUAUCAGCCAGAAAAUCAGAAGUAAAUCAAACAAAUUGAUUGACUCAUAUCGCCAGCGCCAUUAUGACUGCAUAUUUUCAUGAUUUAUGCACAAUAAUGUCUUUUGAAUAAAACAAAAACAAAUGUCUCGAUUAAUUGCGUAUGAUGAAAGCAAAACAAUGCCCCGGCAAUUUGGAGAUAACAAAAUGGCGGAAGACCAGAAUGGACGCGAGCCAUUUCACUCGUUGGCUGUUGCAAUCGGUUUCUAAAAAAAAGUCAAUCCCUGGUAAAAGUGAAUGUAUUUUUUCUCGUGAUUAAUGGAUCAUUGGAACCUGUUAAAAUUUCCGCGUUAUCUUUCCAUUUUUACCACUCGUCGAUAAUCCAACAGCUGAAAUCCCCAUUCGCCCUGGUAGAGCUCACAUCUCCUCGGCAAAAUUCAAACCAAUUAGUCCCGACAAUGCCCCGACCUUCCGAUCCCCCCGUUUUCUACAAAACAACAACAAACAACAGUCCUAACCCCAGCUGACUCGUCGCCAACCCCCCACCACUGUCCACUGUUUAGAAUCGCAAUCCCAAAUACGUGAGUGCGGUAGUGUUUGGUGCGUUGAGGUUAGAGUAGCUCUAUUUUCCUCAACAAUAAACAUUAAUUCUGCUUUAUUAUCCUCACGAUGAAUUACGCGUUAACAAGUGAUAAGUUGAAGGGACUCAGUGGUGGAUUAUUUCGUGUUGUGAGGGCCGCGUGGUGAAAGACAGUCGUGUGUGUUGUCCUCUCAAGUUUCAGUGAAUGUGGUUUAGCAUUUUUUUUUCUCAAAUUUCCGUUCAAAUUGUUGAAUUAUUCGUAUAACCAGUGGUAUAAAUAAAUAAAUGUGAUGGCAAACACUGAGACACCGGACUUGACAUACUCCCCAGGUGCAUCGUCAGACUGGAGGAAGAGCAUCAUAUUGCAAUUGCGAAAUCGAAAUAGAUCCCAAACAUACUGCUUCGACGAUCUCAUAUGUUUACACAACCGGCUGUUUGAGAGUGUUAAUACACUGAGGGGCGAGAACUUGCAUUUGACAGUUGCCAAUGAAAAAUUACGAUGUGAGGUGGCCGGUGGAUCUGGCACCUCUGGAACAAAUGCUGCACUGGAGGCCAGAUUACUAGCUCAGGCUGAAGAACUCACAAUGCUGCACAGGCGGAGGGGAGAGCAUACUCAGCAGAUUGUUGAUUUGAAUAAUAAAAUUCAGGAGAUGAGCAAAGAUCUGCAGAGCACGGAGGCUAGUUUAGCCGAAAGCCUCGAGGCAAAUGCAUCCUUGCGUGCUGAAUUGACAAUGUACAUGAACAAAGAACGUGAAUUAGAAGGCGUUAAUCAAAUGCUGAGAGACGAGUAUCAGGCUCUCCAAUUGGCCUUUGCUUCAUUAGAGGAAAAACUGCGGAAAAUACAAGAAGAAAAUCGGCAAUUGGUGGAGCGUGUGAUAAAAUGCAAGGCCAAAGAUGCUGAGAAAAUGAACGAGGAGAACGAUAAUUUCAUGAACGAGGGUUUUACCAGUCCAACAGCCUUUUUGAUGCAAACAAUAUCGAAAUUCGGAAAAAGACAAGCAAAGGUCCAGAAAGAUCUGGAGGAUGCCGCCAGAGAUACGAGAGCGGUCAGCCCUGACAGGCUAAGCCUGAAAGAUGGUCUCGGAAUAACUACAGCAGUUCCCUCCAACGUCUACAUAAAAUUCAGUGCUCACGAUGGUGAAGUUAGUGCUGUAAAGUGGUCUCCAGUAGAUAGAAUAUUAGCAACUGGCGGUGCAGAUAGGAAAGUCAAACUGUGGGAUAUAUCCAAAGGUUCGUACGAGAGCAAAGGAAUGCUGGUGGGCAGUAAUGCUAGUGUUAUGUCUGUGGAUUUCGACUCAACUGGAACUUUAAUCCUCGGAGCCUCUAAUGAUUUUGCCAGCCGGGUGUGGAGUGUCAACGAUCUGCGGUUAAGGCACACACUGACAGGCCACUGCGCUAAAGUUCUGGCAGCCAAGUUCCUGGGUGAACCGUCCAAGGUGGUGACCGGUAGUCACGAUCGAACACUCAAGAUCUGGGAUCUGCGCAGUCGUGCAUGUAUUGAAACAAAAUUCGCUGGCUCCAGUUGUAACGAUCUCGUCACCUCAGACGGUGCAGGAUCUACGAUAAUAAGUGGGCACUUUGAUAAGAGAAUAAGGUUCUGGGACACAAGGGCUGAGUCAAGUUCCAACGAUAUUGUAUUACAAGGAAAAGUAACUUCACUGGAUUUAUCGAGGGAUGCCAAUUAUCUGCUCAGUUGCGUGAGAGAUGACACCGUGAAGCUGCUUGAUCUACGUAUGAAGCAGAUUGUUGGAUCAUUCAGUGCUGAUGGAUUCAAAGUGGGUUGCGACUGGGCGAGAGCGACCUUCAGCCCUGACGGCCAGUACAUAGCCGUGGGUUCAGUCGAUGGUUCUGUCUUCAUCUGGAACGUGACUACGAAUAAAAUUGAAACUGUCCUCAAGGAUCACACAUUCGCAGUAACAGCAGUUGCAUGGCAUCCACACGGCACCUACCUCGCAUCGGUUGAUCGGGCGAAAAUGGCAGCUGUUUGGGGGGAUCACGUCUAACACGAGGAACAAUUGUGCCGGAGGCAUUGGAUACCACCACCUACUACUGCCUCACCCGGCCUCGACUGAUCUUCAACGAGCAUCACCUCAGAAUUUCAAUCACCGAGAACCACAACGUCAACUCAAAAAAAUCCAUCAUCGCGUCUCGAACCUCAUUAUCACCCCGACUUCCAUCGUAAUGUGGACGAUACCCACGUGUUAUUGAGUUCCUAAGAUGAUUACCACUCGUUCCUAAUACAGGAAUCAACGACAGUACCGGACUGAGAGAAACGAAAUGAUUGAUUGAUCCAAAUGGUCGAUUGACUUCGUCCCACCGGACAUUAGGAAUUUUUUUCUAAAGCUCUUCAGUAUCAGAACUAGACAAAUAGUUGAUUAAAAAUAACGUGAAAGCUUCGUAACUCUCAAGCGAGACUCAAGAGUUGCUGGACUUUUCACGCAAUUUUCAUUGAACAUUUUCUACUCGUGUAAAAAUUUUCUCUCUCAGUUUAGCCGAAUUUGGAAAUGUGUGGGCUGUUUCAAUAAUCGAAUGACCGAGUGCCCCUUGUGGUAUAUUCCAGAGAAACUGUGGAUAACAAUACAACCCACGGGUUAUUGAAUAAAUUCGAUACAUUGACGAAGUGAUGAUAGCUCAAUAAACAAUGUCUGUCGUCAGCGAUAACGGGUAACAAUUGUAAAUCUAAAUACAAUAAUAUUGAAAAGAUGGGUGGAUUUAACAUUAUUAGAGUAAAUCUCCGUGAUAUGUAACGUAUACACUGUUUUCAAUUGCAAGCUCCAUCGAUCCGAACACAAAUAUGCACUUUGUAUUGUUAUCCACCAUAUUCUUCCAUUCUACUUCGCUCCCCCCCCCCCCCUUCCAACAGCUCCAAUGCUCCAAUAAUCCAAAAUUGACACGAUUAUUAAUGGAUUUUCAUGAUGAAUGCGGGUACAUUGCAAACAGAUUUUAUAUCAUCAAAGGGGUUGAAAGUAAUUCACUGUCUAUUUGUGUAAUCUCCAUAAGUUGUGGUUAUCAUCAUAACAAUGAUGAAAAUCGUGGCAUUUGACGCAUAACACAUACUUCAUUAACUGAAAUGAUUUUCAUACACUUGUAUACGGAAUUUCAGUUGACAUUGUUAGGUUCACGGAGUUUUGCAUAACGUCAUCACAAUGGUCACUCGCCAUUCAUUUCGAGUGCCAUUGCGAUCCCCAGAGUAACAUUAUUUUUAUAAUAAAAAAUCUGGAAAUGACAAAAAAAAAACGAGAAAUUUUAACUAACGAGUGGGUUGAAUGGUGCAAAAUUUCAAUCGUACAAUUUACCGUUUAAUAAGAUUAUGCGCAUUAACAUUAGGCUACAGAUAUGUUAAUAUCACUGUGUUUGUACUCAUCGAACCGAGGACAGCGCGUCACAGGUCGGAGAACACAAAUUUAAUCAAAUUAAGAAAUUUAUAACUGCAAAUAAAGAACAAUGUUUUGAUGUAAA